CUGCUGAAACUGUUGAAGAACGAGAAUUACGUCUUGAACAUAGGCGUAACAAUUGGAAAAAAAAAAGAACUACAGAAACCACUAAUAAAUAUAAUGAACACAAUUGUGAAUAUCUAAGCUCAGAAACUGAUGA
Dentiscutata heterogama is the source of this 133-nucleotide messenger RNA. NCBI's taxonomy places the organism in Eukaryota, Fungi, Glomeromycota, Glomeromycetes, Diversisporales, Gigasporaceae. The record is from the annotation of a GenBank genome assembly.